AUGAUCGAUAACAAUGAAUACGAUGACGUGUUUUGUGUGGGAACUUCAGAGAUAUCGAAUGAAAUUCAAUGUCAAGUCGGCGGCAUUGUCACAACAGUAAUUAUCGAUUCUGGAUCUAAGUAUAACAUAAUGGAUUGUAAGACAUGGCACAAGUUGAAAGCUAAGAAUAUUCAAACAAUUAAACGCGAAAAGAAAAACCACAAAAUAUUCAAAGCAUUUGGUGGUCAAGUACUAACAAUGUUAGGGGUGUGCGAAGCUGUUAUUGCAAUAAAUGGUAGGCAAGUAAUUGCGGCUUUUUAUGUCGUAGAUAGAGGAGAAAAAUUCCUGUUGGGACGAGACACUGCAACAGCACUAAGAGUACUUAAAAUUGGAGAAGCUAUUGAUCAUUUCGACGUUAAGGGUGCACCGAAACAAUUAAGCAAAAUGAAAGGUAUUAUGGUCGAGAUUCCAUUGAAAGCCGAUGUUAAACCAGUGAUGCAGCCGUAUCGUCGAAUUCCAGCAGCAAUACAGAUGAAGGUUGACACUAAGAUUAACGAAUUAUUGGCGCAAGGAAUAAUUGAAAGGGUAAAUGGUCCAUCUAAAUGGAUUUCUCCAAUGGUUCCAGUUGCAUAG
This is a messenger RNA of Rhagoletis pomonella (apple maggot), 612 nucleotides long. RefSeq lists its product as uncharacterized. The transcript has a single exon. The record is from RefSeq and is a predicted model, not a curated record. NCBI's taxonomy places the organism in Eukaryota, Metazoa, Arthropoda, Insecta, Diptera, Tephritidae. The coding region runs from base 1 to 612 and encodes 203 amino acids.